Messenger RNA from Brachypodium distachyon (stiff brome), 1671 nucleotides. Its product is annotated as MAPK kinase substrate protein At1g80180. NCBI's taxonomy places the organism in Eukaryota, Viridiplantae, Streptophyta, Magnoliopsida, Poales, Poaceae. The record is from RefSeq and is a predicted model, not a curated record. The transcript has 2 exons. Bases 465 to 893 code for a protein of 142 amino acids.
AACGCGGCGGGUCGGAAAACUCUCGUCCCAUUUCUCUUCUUCCUCUCACAGAAACGGAAGAAGCGUAGUAGGUUUAUCCGGAAAAAAAGAAGAAGAAGAGUCGGAGUAGGUUUAAUGAUGGUCGGAGACGCACGCAGCCGGAAAGCUACGGAUGCGCGAUUAUCUCCCCCGGGAAAAUCGGCGGCCGUUUCAAACAAACGUCCACAUCGAAUCGAUCCCUUUCGAUUUCCCUCCAUAAAAAUUUCGACCGUAACCACUCCCCGCGCGGUCAAUUAACGAGCCCCCACCCCCGCUCGUUUCGUUUUCCAUCGGCGUCGGUUGGUUGCGCAUUUGAGAACGCCAAGUUUACUAAUCGCCAUGGCUGAGCUUGCCUCGCGCUGCGCAUAGGAGACACAGCCGUAUAUAGCUCCUGUGUUCUAUUCUCUUGGCUCUAGCGGUGCGCUUCAGAGCUUGCGGAUCGGCGGAUGGCGGGGCUGCAGAGGUCGAGCGGGACGUUCCGGCGGUCGGGCUCGUCGGGGCUGGUGUGGGAGUGGGACGACAAGCACCUCUCCGGGGAGAUCAGGCCCGCCGCCGCCGCCCGCCGCGGGGUCUCCCUCGACGGCCGCGCUGCUGGGGCGCCGGAGGCGCGGGGUCUUGACAGGAGCCGGUCGAGCGGCCACGGCGGCGCUGCUAGAGCACCGGAGGCGGCGGCCCCAGUGCGGGUGGAGCGGAGCCGGUCGAGCGGGCACAGGACGGGGGCGGGACGCGUCCCGCCCCCGCUCGACCCGCCCUCGCCGCGGGUUGCCCUGUGCGGCGGCGGCUUCUGCGGCUUCUUCCGCGGAAAGGGCGGCGGGAGGAAGAAGAAGACCAAGAACGACGCCCGCAAGGCGAAAGGCAAGGGCCGGCGCCACUGAGGUCUCUGAGGAGGCCAGCUAGUGGUUGAUCGAGUGAUUUGUUCCUCACACCCGCAGGCCAGGCCAGAUGGCAGCCCAUCGGGUCCAGCCCGGAUUGGAGCUAAGAUCGGUGUCGGUGCAGUGCUCUCUUUUCUUUUAGUGUUGUGAUCAGAAAACUGAGACGUUACAUUUGCUUCCUGUGCGUCCAAAAUCUUUAAGGCAUUCAUUCAAUCUGUACUAAGAUUUGUCAUUGUCAGUCUUGAAUGUUUCGUGGUAGGGCCAAUUUUUCCUUCAACAGUGUAGCAAAAUUAAACUCGGUGCGAAAAAAACUGUACAUCAUGCGCCUGCAUUUCUGUACGGUGGCUUCAGUAAUGCCUGGCUUCUAAUGGUACUGCAUGCAGUGGUUACUGGUACACCGGAACCUGAAGAACCUGGAAUCAUGGCCAUUUUUCUCUGUUGCCGCGCAUGGAAAAAGCCCCAAUUGGUCUCCCACGUUCCUUUGCCACACCCGGCCUCAUCACUCGGUGAUGAAUGAUGGUGUCAUGGUGAGCUGCUUUCUUUGGCACCGGAGGUCCGGAGCGUUCGUUCUUCAGCCUCUCUGUUAGUGCUUGGCAGCUUGGACUCUCGAGGUCUCAACCUUGUCAGCCGCGAUUCCAGGGAGACAAUUCUAAGCAGAAAGAGCAAAUACGUUGCGGCCUAGAGAAGUAGAGAGCAAGAAACCCUUGAGAUUUCCUGUCGAGUCCCAUCCCCGGUUGCUCGGGCAAGCAAAAAUUUCUGAUAACCACUGAGGUGGCACAUA